Messenger RNA from Drosophila grimshawi, 7328 nucleotides. RefSeq names its product nucleoprotein TPR (gene Mgtor). Gene Ontology annotation, cellular component: nuclear pore. The record is from RefSeq and is a predicted model, not a curated record. The transcript is spliced from 6 exons. The coding region runs from base 57 to 7199 and encodes 2380 amino acids. Gene Ontology annotation, molecular function: structural constituent of nuclear pore. Gene Ontology annotation, biological process: protein import into nucleus; mRNA export from nucleus. Lineage: Eukaryota; Metazoa; Arthropoda; Insecta; Diptera; Drosophilidae.
AAUAUUUAAAACAUUAAAAAAGGAUUUUUCAAUUGUUACAAGUCACAGUCAACAACAUGGACUUCGGCGGCACUCAGUCGCUAAGCAGCAUUUUACAGCCGGAGGAGCUGCAGCUAGUGCCAGACAAGAUACAAGAAAAACUUUCUUCUUACAUUGAGAAAUUUUCGGACGAAUAUUGCAAGGAACGGGCAGCCGCAAAUCGCCUAAGUGAAACGGAACAAAAGAAUGAAGAGUUGCAAAACCAAAUUCUCGACAAUCAGGUAAAAUUCACCAACUUUGAGCAAAAUGUGACAGAGCUGCGCACCCAGUUGGAUCAAGUGUCCGCUGAACGUGAUCAACUGCUGGAGUCUGUUAAGACUUAUGAUCAAAAUGCGGCGACGCUGCGCAAGGAGAAGGUGUCCUUUGUGGAUGAGCGUGACUCGCUGCUCAAGGUGAUCGAACGGCAGAAUGGUGAGCUGGAACGGCUCAAGCAAGAUCUGCAAACGUAUCAGCAGCAGCUGAGAGCCGCCAUCACAGCCAAGUGUGAGGCGAUUGCUCGCUUGGAUGAGGUGCAAAGCAAAGAGCUGUCGCUGGACAUGAAGGAGCGACGGCUGGAGAGCGAGCGUGCCAUGCUCCAAAAUGAGAUACAAUUGUUGAGCAGCGAUCUGAAUCGCAACAAUGCCGAACUGCAGAAUCUGCGUCGCGAUCACAACAUGAACACCAUGCAUUUGGAGGUGCGUCUCAAGGAGAAGUGCGACGAGCUGCAGAUAAUCCAAGGCCAGAAUGCCCAAUAUUUGAAAUGCAUUGAGGAUCUGAACAAGAAGAUUGAGGACCUGAAUAAAUCAAUGUUCCAGCACAAUACGGCAACCGAAAAGUUCGUGGACACCCUCAAAAAAGAACUGGACACCAAGCAGAAACUUGUUGAUAUCUAUAAGAAUGCCGAUUCCCAGAAUAUCGCCGAACGCAAUGAGCUGCUUAAGGGCAUCUCGGAUCUGAAGCGUAUGCUGACCGAGACCACCGACCAAUAUGGUGAACUGGAGGCCGAAUUCCAGCAGUACAAGGAAGCACAUACCGAUGAGUUGACGGCGCUCAAUAAAACAAUUGACUCGCUCAAGCAAGAGAUUGCACACGCCGGCGAUUUGCUGAAGGAGGCCCGGGAGCAGAGUCUUGAGAGCGCCAUAUGCAAAAUGGCACCAACUGCCGCUGUGGCUAAUCGUCUGAUGCGCUCGGAUAUGUCGCUGACCGAGCUGUACUCGCUGUAUGCAAAGAAUUCAGAAGAGCUCGAAGGAAAGAAUCGGGAGAAUGCCCAGCUCAAACUGCAGAUUAAGUCCAUUGUCGAGGAGAUCAAUGAGCGUGCGCCUGUCUUCAAGAAGCAGGACGAUGACUACAUCAAACUGAACGAAGCACACACUCAGCUGCUGCGCCAGCGCGAUGAGAUCGUCGAGCAGAAGCUGAGCAUCGAACAGGAAUUGGAGCAGACACAAUUUGAUGUUACGCGCCACGUCAAGGAAAACAAGAAACUGAAGCAAUCGCAAGUGGAUUUGAGUCGCCAGGUUUGCCUGCUGCUCGAUGAGCUCAAUUGCCUGCGUGCUGGCGUCAAUCGACCGCGCAACCAGUCCCAGUCCGGCAUCAUACACAAUUCGAGUGAGGCCAUCAGUCGGGAUCUUGUCACAUUCGAUUCGAUUGCCGAAUUGCAGUCGCAGAAUGUGAAAUUGUUGUCGAUGAUACGGGAAUUGACCACCGAACUGGAAGCGUAUGAGCUGCGAAACGAUCAACUGCAGCUGAAGGCCUACGAGGAGAAAUUGGAGAAGGCCACGAAACGUUUCGCUGAAAUAGACGAGGAACUCAACCAAAAGAACAACACAAUUGCUACACUGAUGGCCAAGUGUGAGCACUACAAGAAGCUCUACUUCGAUGCCCAAAAGAAACUGGGUAGCCAGAUCAUAGACAUAGAUGAUUCCAUCAUACUCAUUGACGAAUCCAAGUUGGAGCAAUCGAAGGCUGUUCAUAAUGCCCAGAAACUGGAAGCGGAAGCAAAGCUGGAGCGACGCAUACGCAGCCUGGAGCAGCAGCUGGAGAAUGAGUCGAAGAAAUAUGCAGCGCUGAAAGAGAACUAUGAAUACUACACCAGCGAGAAGCGCAAGAAUGAUGCACUCGUCCAGGAGCAGUUCGAUUCGAUGCGCAAGGAGGUCCGUGAACUCACCUCCGGCAAUUGCAAACUGAUCAAUGCCAACGAGUUCCAGAAGGAACAAAUUGAGCUGCUGCAAAAGGGCAUCGCUGCGUAUAAACAACAGAUUGCCGCACUCGAGGAUCGCACCAAAAACUAUGAGAAGACGAUCAUCAAGCACGAGCAGACCAUUCACAUGCUCAAGGAUGAGGUGAUGACGGCUCACAACAAACAGGUGACAUCCGAAACGGAGACGCACAACCUGCGCCACGAGAAUCGUGUGCUGAAGGACACCACGGCACGGCUGCAGGCCGAAAAGGAGGGCUACAAUCGCGAGCAUCAGAAUCAGGCAUUGUUGCUCAACAAUCUGGAGUUCAUCAAGGCCAAUUUGGAGCGCUCGGAGACGGAGGGACGUCUGCGUCUCGAGCAGCGACUCGAUGACACUGUUCGCGAGUUGUCUGCCCAGCGUCGUCAUUUCUACGAGGAGGAGGAGAAAUUCCGCGGAACAUUGAACGAAUUCAAGCGUCAAACGGAAACGGCCAACAAGUUGAAGGAGGAAGAGCGCCAGCAUGCCGAAAAGUGGCACAACGAAUUGAAUGCCGUUCGCGAGGAGCUCGCCGCCAAGGUCAGCCAGGUGAAUGAUCUCAGCAAGAAGCUGCAGGAGAGCCUCACCCCAUCCAAGGACGAGAAUCCAAUCACUGCGGCCAACAAAAAAGCGCGCGAAUUCGAGUUGCGCUACGGGCAGGCUAGAAUCGAAAUCGAAUCCCUCACGAAGGAGCUGGCGAAGACGCGUGAGCACGGUGAUCAGUUCUACAAGAUGUCCCAAUCGGCAGAGAGCGAAAUCAAACGAUUGCAUGAUAUGCACGCCGAUAUCGUGGCCAAGGCCGAGGCGGAGAUCAAGAAACUCAAGAGCUCCGAGGCUGAGCUGCAGACGCGUGUCACCGAUCUGGAAGCUGAGCUGAUGCUCAGCAAUGUGACCGAACAGAGCAAGUCCACCAAUCAAUCGGAUCAGCUGAAGAUCGCCCAGGAAGAGCUCAAGAAUGUGCUGGAGAAACUGACCGAAUCUGGUCGUGCCAUUCGCACGCUGCGCGCCGAGAACUCGACGCUUGCCGAGUCCUUAAAUGCCGUCGAAGUCAAGUAUGCCAAUGAAAUGGUAUUGCACUCUUCCGAUAUCCAAGAAUUGUCAAAAUUCAAGACAGACUUCUUGAAGGUGCAAGACGAACUGAAUCAACUGAAGAAUGGUCGUGAAUCGCUACAAAAUGCCCACGAUGAGCUGCUGAAGGCAAACGCCGAGGCACAGAUCACGCUGCAAAAGGAGAUGGAAGAGUCUGAGAAGCGUGUGUCUGAUCUGAAUGCGCUCAAUGCCAGUCUGCACGAUCAGAUUGAGGCGCUGACAACAAAAUUGGCUGCGCUCGCCCAGACUGCGUCGUCGACCAAUAUGUCGCUUAACGAAUCGCUGAUGGAGGCGGCCACAUCCACAAUGGAGCUGAGCAGCUCAAUGACGGCCAUGGAUGAGAUCAAGAGCAGCGAGCAGUUGCUGAAGAUUAUCAAAUUCCUGCGCAAGGAGAAGGAUUUGUAUGCGGCCAAGCUGGACAUACUGAAGGCGGAGAAUGCUCGUCUAGUGUCGGAGCACACGCUGCUGCAGAAGAAGGUGGAUGAGCUGAACGGUUAUCUGAAGCAGGAGCGCUCCAAGAGCGAAACCGAUGUCGUCUCGGCGUCCAAGCACGAGGCAGUGCUACGCAAGAUCGAGACCCUCAAUGCCAUCACCGACAGCAAUCGCAUUUUGCGCGAGGAGCGCAAUGCGCUGACAAAACGCGUUGCAGAGUUGACGGAGCGCAUCAGCAGCGUAGAGAAGGAGCUGUUCCCGCUUCAGUGCGGCAACAAGGAGCUGACCUCAAAGAUCGAGGAGCUUAAUGUUGAGAACACCUCGCUGCGCACCGAGGCCAUCAAGUGGCGUCAGCGUGCCAAUGCUCUCGUCGAGAAGAGCAACAGAAAUCCCGAGGAGUUCAAGCGCCUGCAAGCGGAGCGCGAGAGUCUCGCCAAGCUGCUAACAACCGAGAAGGAGGUGAAUAAGAAGCAGUUGGACGAACUAACGUCACUCAAGUCGCGCCUCGAGAACGAGAUUCCGGCGUUGAAUAGGAAUCUCCAGAUGCUGGAUGAGGCGCGUAAGAAGCAAAUGGAUGAGUCCAUGUCGCUGAAGCAGACGAGCACACGGCAGGCGCAGGACAUUAUGGAGCUGAAGAAUCGGCUACUGCAAAAGGAGGAGGAACUGCUGAAGGCGCAGGAGGAGCUCGAGACAAAGGAUAAGGUCAUCCAGGACAAGGACAGCAAGGAGAUAAUGCUGCGCAAACUGGCCAAGCGCUACAAAGACUACUACACUGGACUCCAGGCACAAUCCGGUGGCACGGACACCGUCGCCGAAUUGGAGAAGGUACGCUCCGAACUGGACGAGCUGAACAACACGAUGCGCAGCACCAAGGAGCAGCACGAGAAGCUGCAAAAGGAGCACGACGAGCUCAAGGCACGCUCCAAUGUGGAACAGGCAAGCGGCGAGUCCAAGCAAAAGAUCGAACAGCUGCUCCAGGAGCUAACCGUUACCAAAACGGAGCUGACCAACCAGGAGUCGGCACUCGCUGGGACCAAGACUAGCUACGAUGAGACUGUGCAGCGUCUGGAGAAGGAGCUGCAGGAUCACAUUGCCAGUAACAAGGACAUCAAUGCUCGGCUCCAGCGUGAAAACGAAUCCCUCCACAUGCGCAUCAAUCAGCUGCAGCGUCAACUGGGCAACCAACAGUCAACCAAGCCAUCCACCAGCUCCGUGGGCAUGGCCGAGAAGGGCAGCAUCUCGGAAUCGUCGCCACGCACAGCCAAUGUGAAGCCCAUGUCAGGUUCGGCCACUGUGCAGCAGUCGGCAACGGUGACGCCAUGGCGCGGCGGCGAAACACCUCUAGCCAGCAUACGACCCAUAUCUGUGCAGAAUAGUCGCACGGCGGCCAUACUGCCGACUAGUCAGCAGCCGGGUGCGACCACCUCGUCAACUUCAACGUCCACAUCCACUUCAUCGGCAGCCGCCGCCUCAGCUGCCGGCAGCAGCAGCACCAGCAGCAGCAGUAGCAGCAGCACCACCAGCUCUUCAGCUGUGGGCAAUACGGCCCUGGUGCCGCCACAGCAGCAGGUGCAUACCACUGGCAGUGCCACCUUGGAAUCGAUGGCCUCCUCAUCGCCGACAUCCUCGCAUACCGAUUAUAUGCCGUCGACUAGCUCCGCUUCGGUCGCCGUUGCUGCCAUACCGCCGAUGGGGGCCAGUGCAACGGCGGCGGCGGAGAGCUCCCAGGAGGCGGAGAGUGUCCAGCAUCCGCAGCAGAAUGAUGCACAGCUCUUUGUGGGCGGUGCACAGCAGCAGGUGGUGGCUCUCGUUUCACCACGUGUCGAAGGCUCAUCGUCGUCAUCGUCGAGCAGCACAACAACCACAUCGACGCCGACGGUGCCCAGCGUUCAGGAUGCCAGCACUCAACAGCAGCCGAGUACAUCGGGCAGCAGCAGCAGCUCCUCGACGGUGGUCAGCAGUCACAGUCGCCACACGCCGUCCAGCAGCAAUGUGACCACCACCCAAGCGGGUUGCUCCAAACGUCCGCGCGAUGUCGAAGGCGACUCCUCCACCAAUGCCGAGGAAGGUGUACCCGAAAAAAUAGUCAAGCUGGCGAAACGGAUGCGUGUACCGAUGCAUGGUGGUGAAUUGUCUGCCGGGCACAUUGGUGACUCUGGCAUGGAUGUGGAUCAGAUGCCCACGUCGUCGCAGCGUGACCAGGAAGAUGAGAUUCAGGUCGUUGACUCUGACGAUGAUGAGGAGGAGGAAGAUGCCCUGGGUCCAAUCGAUGGUGGCGAUGCCGAGCAGGAGGAGGGCUACGAGGACUCCUACGAGCAGGACAACGAAAUGGAGGAUAACGAUGGUGCUGACGAUGCACCCGAUGAGCACAACGAAGUGGACGUUGAGCAAGUGCCGGUGCCUGCUCAAGCCGAGAGCCAACUACUCACCAAUUCACCCGCCACCACCGUGUCCACGCAGCAGGAGAACAAUCAGAGCCAGGCCAUAACCAGCGGCAGCGGCGAGUCGAACACACUCCAAAUGCCUCAGGCCGAGGCCAACUGGAAGCAGCAGGCGCCCUCAACAUCAACGGCUGCAGCACAGCGAGGCCGCACUGAGAGCUCUGUUGAAAUUGUGAGCUCGCCCCAAGUGUCCAACUUUAGUGAGCAACAACAACCCACUUGCGUCGAGGCAGAAGUCGAUGGCACAGCUGUAGCGGAGGCUGCUGCGGCGGCAGAUGAUGUUGCCGGCACCAGCGCCAGCACCAGCGUUGAUUAUACUACAGCUGCCGCGGGCAGCUCACCUCAGAAACCAAAUGAGGCAGCUGAGCAGAGCAGCAGCACCAGCAGCGGCAUCAGCAUCAGCCACACUGCGGAGGCCAAAGACAACCCGGACGAAGGGGAGCCGACAGGCGCAGAGAAUGUGAGCGAGGCAGAUGAGGCAUUUGCUGAAGAGACAACAGCUGGACAGGCCGAAGAAUCCUCCCAGCAGCUUAGCAAUGAAAAUCCCAAUGUGGGCACCAGCCAAUCUUUGGAGACAGAGAAUCAGGAAAAUCCGGCUGAAGGACCCUCGGAGGAUAACGAAGGUGCCGAUGGUGUAUCUUCAGAAGGCGAAAAACAGGCCGUUGAAGUGGAGGAGGAGGGUCGCGAAGCGGAAGCCACAUCGCCAUCGGAGAACACACGGUUCCGCAAUUUGAGGAGUGCUGUACCCGCUCGUCGCGGCGGUCGUUCCAUAAUGCGCGGCAACAAUAGUAACAGCAACAACGCCAACAGGCCGGCACGCAUUGUGUGGCAGCGUGACAACGCCCCAGGCAAUAUGCGUGGUCAUCCCGGCAUGCAGGAUCACAAUAACAUGCCCAGCGGCUCGCCGAAUAGCAAUCGCAUAUUCGCGAAUCGUUCGCGCGGCCGUCGCCCGAUGCGGCGUCCAGGACCAAACAAUUUCAAUCCCGGCGGUGGCGGUUAUCCGUGAACGAGUCGUGGAGGACCAUAUAAUCCAUACUGUUAGUUUAUAAGGCCUCUAGGCAUUUAAACAUAAUAUUAUAUAUUAUAAAACUGAUAAUAAGAUUAACAUUAAAUGCCCAAUAUUACAACAAAAUCA